AUGGCUGAACCUAUUUCGGUCAACGGUCAUCUCGACGUCACCUCGCAGGUUGAGACUGCACCAGCUGCCACUCAGCCUGCGCCAGUCCCUGCUCAGACUGGGCCAGCUGCCCCUGUUCAGGGUGUUGAUCAGCAAGCUGUCGUGCCGUAUAACAUCGUCACAGUGGAAAAGAAACCACCUAUGCCAACUUCGUACAUGUCAAGCACAUUGACAGCCGUUGGUCUCGCAAACACCACUGGCUAUGUCAUCGCGUUGAUGAUCAACAUUGUCAAUGCAAAGAGCAAUGGACAAAAGGACCUGCUUCCUCCAAAGCUGUUUGCUGCUGCACAAGUCUUGGACAACUGUUCCACCAUCAGUGAAACCUGGUGGAGACUCACUGUUGGCUUCAUCCGCAACCCGGUCCCACGACCAGUUUAUCGCAUUCUUGGUGAUUAUGUCCCAGGAGUGGAUCUCAUUGUCGUUGCAUGCGGUGAGCCAAAUGACAUUGUGCUCGACACUGUCAAAGCUGCGUGUCAGGUUGACUGGCCUGUUGACGACUUGCGUAUCAUCCUUGCGGACGAUGGUAAUGAUGCUGAGCUGAAGGAAGAAGUCAACAAGCUUCGUAAACAACAUGCAAACCUUCACUACUUCGCUCGGUACAAGCAAGAAGGCGUCCAUCAUGGGUACAAAGCAGGCAACCUCAACGCCACCUUGGCACAUACCAAGACUCUUCGUGGAGGACAAUACGAGUUUGUCGCCGUUCUCGAUGCUGACAUGAUCCCCGAGCCUGGCAUACUCCGAGCCUUGGUUCCACAUGCUCUGAAAGCUGACAAUGUUGGCAUGGUCACCACAGCACAGCAUUUCUACAACAUCCCCAACAAUGACCCAUUGUAUCAGUCUAACGUCACGGGCACCGGCGCAGACGAUGGUGCUAGAGACUCUGUUGGGGCAGCAUGGUGCCCAGGAAGUGGGUUCGUCAUGCGUCAGGAGGCCUGGGAGUCGAUGGGAGGGUUUCCGGAAUUCACCAUCACUGAAGACCUUAUGACCAGCUGGUUCCUCCACGGCCAUGGCUGGCAGAUCGCUCUUUGUCAUGAGGUUCUCCAGUGGGGAUUGCAGCCGGACUGUCUCUUGACGCACCUCAAACAACGUCGCCGCUGGUGGACGGGGCAUGUUCGUGAUGCCUUCAGAACCAACUUUUCCCUUCACGACAAGCGUCUGGAACAAGCAACCUUCAUCCAGCGUGUUGCCAUGUUCCAUCAUUGUUGCCGACCAUACUUCAACACCGUCUUCAAGGCAUUGUCGCUGUUGUUGGUUGCUAUGGCCCUUUUCCUGCGUGGUCCGGUCAUUGCCACUCCAACAGCAACCACUCUUCAAACCAUGAUGAUGUCCGUCUUCUUCACCAAGGUUCUUGCAAGAAUCUCGGAAUUUCGUGCAGCCCAAUCGAUCAGUCUCUGGAACUUGAGACGCCGUCAGGCGACCAACACUUGGUUGGGUAUUCACUUCGCUCGAGAUGUCUUCUUCAGUGCAAUGCCGAAGAGCAUCGGCGGCCUUCGUCUCGGAUUCGAUGUCACUGGCGUGGCAGAUACUCAUCAACCGGUCAAGGAGAGAGAUGCCGAGCAUCGCCCUCCAAUGUUGAGCCGACUCCGCAUCCUCCAUAAGAGAGAGGGGAUCUUGUAUCACGCCGCCCUUGUUGUCAUCAUGGUCCUUCUCAUCAUCCGUGCCAUCAAGUAUGAGGUCAUGAAGGCAACCAUUGACGGUCAGGUCAUCCUGGACAACGUCUUCUGGCAUCGUCUUCUCGCUGGUGUCGGGUAUCCUGGCCUUUCACUCCUCGAACUGGUUCCUCUCUUCUUGACUCCGGUCAUUUAUGUCAUGUUCCCACCAAGCAUGCCUCCACGUCGAGAGCGUAUGUUCUUUGACAAGCAGACUGGACUCUGGCGUGCGCGCCCUGAGUGCAAAGGCAUCAAGUGGACGAAGGAGAGCUUCUGGCUGGAGAUUCCUCAUUUCAUGGGUGCAGUGUUGAUGGUGGCCUCGUUCAUGAUCAUUCGUCACCUAACCGUGAAUGAUAACUAG
Messenger RNA from Capronia coronata CBS 617.96, 2049 nucleotides. RefSeq lists its product as uncharacterized. The record is from RefSeq and is a predicted model, not a curated record. The transcript has 4 exons. Lineage: Eukaryota; Fungi; Ascomycota; Eurotiomycetes; Chaetothyriales; Herpotrichiellaceae. The coding region runs from base 1 to 2049 and encodes 682 amino acids.